CAUCAAUUGCCGCAUUGAGCUCAAAUUUCCUUGCUACUAUACCUUGAGCUCUCGUGAUACUUGCCUCGUCUCUCGCCUUCAUCUCUUCUCAAUCUUCUAGUCAUACUCAUCACACAAUGGCCGACACGACCCAGGCUCCUCUGAACGGCACCUACCCUGCGCAACAUGCCUACCCCGACUCUUUUAACCACGCUCACUCCAAUGCGAAUAACGUUGCCAGUUUCCAGCCUGCACAGUCUACUACUCCCUCGAACGCGCCUUCGACUGAGCAAAAGAAUGGCAUCUCUAAGGACGAAGUGGGUUGGUACUUUGUCGAGCAGUAUUAUACCAACAUGAGCCGCAGUCCGGAGAAACUCCAAUUUUUUUACUCUAAACGCUCUCAGUUUGUUUUUGGAACGGAAGCGGAGAGCGUUCCAGUUGCAGUGGGUCAGAAGGCCAUCAACGAAAAGAUCAAGCAACUGGAUUUUCACGACUGCAAAGUUCGCGUUCUCAACGUUGAUUCGCAGGCCUCGUUUGAUAACAUUCUUGUUUCCGUAAUUGGUGAAAUCUCCAACAAAUCGGAGCCUUCUCGCAAGUUCGUGCAGAGUUUCGUCUUGGCUGAGCAGCCCAAUGGUUACUAUGUUCUCAAUGAUAUCUUCCGGUACUUGGUUGAUAUCGAGGAAGAACUAGAGACUGAAGAAACUGCCCCCGCUGCCGCUCCCACCGCGCCAGCUGAAGAGCCUAGUGUUGAUAAGCCCGUCCAACCUGAGGUUAAGGCCGAGGUUGCCCCCGUUACCGAGGAGCCUCAAGUUGAGGAGUCCCCGGUUGAUAACGAGGUUGCUGCUGCUCAAGUUGACGAGAAGCUUGAGCAGACCGAGAAUAUCGUCGAGGAAGUUUCCGGGGAUGACUCGGUUCCCAAGGCUAAUGGUGCCGGGGUCGAGGAGGUCCCAGUCGAGACUGCUUCCGUGGAAGUCGAGCCCGCCGUCGCUGAAGAGCCUAAGAUCGAAGAAUCCGCGACUCCCGAGCCCACCCCUGCCCCUGAGCCGAAGGAAGCUCCUGCACCCGUCAAGGAAAGCGCCCCCCCGACCAAGGCUCUUCCUAAGACUUGGGCCAACAUCGCGUCUAAGUCCGGCGCUAUCGCUACGGUGGUUCCUGCUAUUCCUGUCGCUCCGGUUAAGCCUGCGGCUGCCCCUGCUCCUGCGUCAGCAGCUGCUUCUGCCAGCUCGUCCCAAGCCGCAGCUCCCGCUCCUACACCAGCUCCCGCUGCAGCUGAGCCCGCUCCCAGCCAACCCUCAUCCAGCGAUGGAGCCGGCUGGCAGACCGCUGGUCACGACCACAAGAAGUCCCAGUCUCGCACGACUGAGGAGCAGAACGUUCUUGCCUAUAUCAAGAACGUCACGGAGAAAGUUGACGCUAGCUUGCUCAAGCAGACCCUGUCUCGCUUUGGAAAGCUCAAGCACUUCGACGUGAGCCGUCAGAAGAACUGCGCUUUCGUCGAGUUCGCCGAUGCGAGCGGCUACAAUGCUGCUGUUGCUGCUAAUCCCCAUCAGAUCGGAACCGAGCAGAUUCACGUCGAAGAGCGUCGUGCUCGUACCAACGCUUACGGUAACAAUGGUAACUAUGCUGGCCGCGGCGGCGCUAGCCGUGGUCGUGGAGACCGUGCCGGCAGCCAAGGCCGCGGCGGCUUCCAGCGCGAUGGGCGCGGUGGCUUUGCUCCUCGCGGCCGUGGCGGCAACGCCAAUGCCAAAGGCCGCAACCAGACCCAGGCUGCUUAAAGCUACAGCAACGUUAUAACGAACAAACAACCAAGCACCAAAAAAAUAUUAUUUUCACU
This is a messenger RNA of Aspergillus saccharolyticus JOP 1030-1, 1813 nucleotides long. RefSeq names its product NTF2 and RRM domain protein. Gene Ontology annotation, molecular function: mRNA binding. Gene Ontology annotation, cellular component: ribonucleoprotein complex; Ubp3-Bre5 deubiquitination complex; cytosol. The transcript has 3 exons. The record is from RefSeq and is a predicted model, not a curated record. Gene Ontology annotation, biological process: ribophagy; protein deubiquitination. Bases 117 to 1754 code for a protein of 545 amino acids. NCBI's taxonomy places the organism in Eukaryota, Fungi, Ascomycota, Eurotiomycetes, Eurotiales, Aspergillaceae.